CUGCGUCAUGCAUUGUUCAGCUGCGGGAAGUUUCUCUUACGUCACUAUCCCACGCUUCUCCAAUGGAGCUAGACAGUCGCACAGAAUUCAGCCGUACGGAGAAAAUUCGCUGACACAAGGGAGAGAGACGUACGGCGGCUCCUAUAACAGCGGAUACCGCGGCCCUCCUUACAAGCAACCGCAUCAGUCAUUCGGGUUUCAGUCGUUGCGUCACGGCCCUACUCACUAUCUGAGAUUACCGGAGCCCCACUAUCCAGUACACUAUGCUGCCCAGCCCCGACACCAGCUGACGUUUGACGACGAUAUAACUACAUUCACGAACAGCCAGGCAGCUCUCAUAGCCGCCCUACGAGCAGAGAAGGCAGCAAUAGGGAUUCUGUUGGCCAGCAAUCCCCUCGCAGAUGGAAUCACUCCGAUCACAACAAUGAGCUGCGAGAGCGAUUCGGCGGCGAUCACCGUCACGUGUGGUAUGACGCGGAUAUCUGCGAUCACGGUGACGUACGGUUACGAUGGUCCGAAUAACGACGGCACCACGUGCGGUAAUGACCCCGUGGGUAUGGACCUCUCCACUUGCACGGUCACUGACGUUACGUCUACCUUUAGUCCUGGUUGUGUAGGGUCGACUAGCUGCGUUUUAGACAUUUCCGACACCACCAUUGGGACUGAUCCAUGUCCAAAUGGUAACUCAAUCGGGCGUAUAACCUAUACGUGUUCCAUACUAACAGACAGCCAGAUAGUAUUCUUUGAGGCCCAGUACGCUCUCAUCUGCUCGCAACUGGACGCGAUCGAGACAACAUCGGCGAACGUAGCCACCGUUUUCAAUGCUAUAUUCAGUGACUUGACAUCAUGGAGCAAGUAUUUAGUAUUCAAACCCAAAUACAGCCGUCACAACGGAUACGGGAAACGUUAGUUAAAGUAAAUUGCAUUGUGUAUAUAUCGAUUGCGCGGCAUGGGCAUCAAUACAGCGAGUCUACCGAAAUUGUGUGUCAUUUACACGAAAUGUAACGAAUUUUAUCGCUAAAUUUUUAGCGAAAAUUGAUUCAAACGUGUUGAAGAGAUGUUUCGCAAAAAUAAAUGCGAAAUUUAUAAGCUUACGUGUAUAGAAACACGUUUCC
Priapulus caudatus is the source of this 1115-nucleotide messenger RNA. RefSeq lists its product as uncharacterized. The transcript is spliced from 3 exons. The record is from RefSeq and is a predicted model, not a curated record. Gene Ontology annotation, molecular function: carbohydrate binding. Bases 8 to 910 code for a protein of 300 amino acids. NCBI's taxonomy places the organism in Eukaryota, Metazoa, Priapulida, Priapulimorpha, Priapulimorphida, Priapulidae.